AUGGGAUUAACCGCCAAAUCUUUCUCUCAGGCGGCGGAGUUCAUUCUAGCAGCGGCCCUCCGGCGACAAAACCAGCUCGGGCCGAAGGUGAGCGAGUUCAGACACCCUAAAGUGUCCCAUUUGUACAGAGAUGGCCACGAGGAGGCACUCUCUCGCUUCACUCUAAAGAAACUAAUUCUGCUGGUCUGCUUUCUGGAUAAAGCCAAAGAGUCUAGACUGAUCGAACAUGAUCCUUGUUUGUUCUGCAUGGAUGCUGAAUUUAAGUCAAGCAAAGAUCUGCUACUGGUGUUUUCUCGGGACUUCCUCAGCGGUGAAGGCAUUUUGUCACGGCACCUCGGCCACUUGGGCCUAGCAGUAUCCCAUGUUCAGACUCCUCUGGAUGAGUUCAACUUUGCUGUGAAGAAUCUUGCUGUUGAUUUGAGAUGUGGCAUUCGUUUGGUACGGGUCAUGGAGCUCUUCACUCUAGACUGGACUUUGUCUAGAAAGCUGCGGAUACCUGCUAUUAGCCGCCUGCAGAAAGUGCACAAUGUUGAUGUUGCACUACAGGUUCUGAAAGACAAAGGUGUUGACCUUAAAGAUGAGUACGGAGCGAACAUUGACUCCAGAGACAUUGUGGAUGGACACAGGGAAAAGACCCUAAACCUUCUGUGGAAAAUCAUAUUUGCCUUUCAGGUGGAAGUGCUACUUGAUGAGAAUCAACUCAAAGAGGAAAUCAGUUUCCUCAGGAAAACAUGGAGGACUAAACAGAAGCUGGCCUCAUUAAUGGCUAACAAUGGGGUUGCAUUGACGAGGAUGAAGUCAAGACAAGCAUUUGAACAUCCCACAAAAGUGACACUGCUCAUGGACUGGGUCAAUGCUGUUUGUGAAUUCUACAACAUAAAGGUUGAAAAUUUCACGGUGUCAUUCUCAGAUGGUCGUAUCCUGUGCUACCUCAUUCAUCAUUACCAUCCUGGUCAUCUCCCUGCAGAAGAGAUUCAACAGAGAACAACGCAGACCAUUGAAUGUGGCCAUCGUGGCAGAGUGGAGCUCAAUAACUCCUCGACUGACUCGGACUGCUCUUUUGAAAAUUUGCCCACAAAACAAACUGAAUCCCCUUUAGUGGACUUCAGAGAGCUACUUGAGAAUGAGAGAAGUAACUUUAAGUUGGUGAACACUGCUGUGUCUUAUCUGGGAGGGGUGCCUGCUAUGAUAAAUCCAGAGGAUAUGUCCAACACUAUCCCAAAUGAAAAGGUUGUCACAUGCUACCUCUCCUUCCUCUGUGCCCGUCUUUUGGAUCUCCGCAAUGAAACGAGAGCAGCCCGAGUAAUCCAGGGUGCAUGGCGGAGAUACAAGUUACAGAAGGACAUUGAGCUUAUUCAGCAAAGGAACCUGGCUGCUACUAAAAUUCAAGCUCUUGUGCGGAAGUUCAUCUUGAGAAGAAGAAUGAUCAGACAGAGUAAGGCAGCCAUCGUGAUCCAAACAUUCUGGAGAGGAUACGUUGCACUGGAAAAGUUGAGAGUGCUGAAAAAAGAGAAACAGUUUGCUCUUCAAAAUGCAGCUGCAACUGUAAUUCAGAAAACAUACAAAGCUUGGAGGAUUCAAAGUCUCCUAAAGAAAAACCAUGCUGCCUCUGUAAUCCAAGCAGCUUUCCAGAAGUGGCACGCAAAGAAGUUGAGGGGAAGAAAUGCUGCAGCGUUGUGCAUUCAAGCAUGGUACAGAAUGCAGCGUUGUAAAACCCAGUACCUAGAUAUGAAAAGCAAAGCAGUUUGUGUUCAAGCAUGGUUUAGAGGUCACCUUCAAAGAUGCAAGUUCCAGACUUUAAAGAAAAGGCAUGAUGCUUCAAUUGUCAUUCAGAGUGCAUUCAGGGCCUACCUCGUCAGACAACACGCAUCUAAAAUGAAGCAAAAUGCAGUCGCGAUUCAGAGGUGGUUUCGAGCAUGCAUGCUAAGGAAAGCAGAACAGAAGAGAUACUUCAAGAUUAAAUCAGCAGUUCUUGCUCUGCAAGCAGCUUUCCGUGGCUGGAAGGUCCGACGAUCUGUGGCUCAGCGCCACCAAGCUGCACUUAUGAUUCAAACUGCUUUCAGGCAGUUUAUGGCUCAAAGGCACUAUUUAUGUUUAAAAAGAUCAGCCAUUGUUCUGCAACAGAGAUACAGAGCAAAAGUACUUGGAGACAAAUUACGACAAGAGUGUAUGGCUCUUAAACUCGCUUCGGUGACGAUUCAAGCAAUUUGGCGAGGACGAGCUGAGAGGAAGAAGAUCAGUCAACUCCACAGAUUUGCCAGAAUCAUUCAGUCAAACUACCGUAGAUAUGCAGCACAGACACUGUUUUUGGAAAUGAAACAGGCUGCUGUAGUCAUUCAAAGAAACUACAGAGCCUUCAGAGAUGGACGGAAGGUGUAUGCAGAAUACACAGAAAUUAAAAGAGCGGCAAUUGUGCUACAGAGUGCUUAUCGUGGCAAGAGAGCAAGACAAGAACUGCAGAAGAAAAACAAAGCAGCAACUUUGAUUCAGUCUGUGAAAAAAGCACAUAGGUGCCGUCAGAGGUUUUUAGCUCUAAAACGUGCUGCUAUUUUCGUCCAGCAACACCAUCAGGCUUUAGCACUUGGACGGCUGGAAAGAAGCCAUUACAUCCAUUUGAGGCACGCAACUCUAACUCUACAGGCCAUAUAUCGGGGUUCCAAAGUGAGGCAAAAUCUGAGACGAGAGCAUCAAGCUGCUACUAUCAUUCAAGCUCAAUUCCGAAUGCAUAAGGUACGCGCUGCCUUUCUUGCUGCAAAGUGUGCAGCUAUCAUCAUACAGCAGCAAUACAGAGCCUAUAGAGUUGGCAAAUGCAUGCGAGCUACUUACUUGCAAACUAAAAAUGCUGCUGUAGUUAUUCAGUCAGCGUUCAGGGGAAUGAAAGUUCGCAACUACUUGAGAAAAUCUCAUCAAGCUGCAACAGUGAUUCAGGCACAUUUCCGUGGACAUUCCCAACUCAAGAAGUACCAAAGACAACAGUGGGCCGCAUCCAUUUUACAGCAGCGAUUCAGGGCAAUGAUGACUAAAAAUGCUGUCAUGAAGAGAUAUGCAGCCAUGAAAACUGCUGCCAUAUGUAUCCAGUCAGCUUUCCGUGGAAUGAUGGUGAGAAAGCAGAUUGCAGAAAGGCAUAAAUCUGCAAAAAUGAUCCAGAAGACAUAUAGAGCAUUCAAGCAACGCCGUGAUUACCUUGCUCUCAGAAAUGCCACUAUUCGUAUUCAGGAACAGUUCAGAGCAAUUAUAAGUGCAAGGCAGCAACGUAAAAGGUUUUGCUCCUUGAGAGCAGCCGCCAUCACUUUGCAGUCUAUGUACCGAGGGAUGAGGGUAAGGAAAGAAAUCGAUAGAAAGCAUGAAGCGGCUGCUGUGAUUCAGGCAAUGUACAAAAUGUACAGAACUCGAGUGCCAUUCCAAGCUAUGAAACUGGCUGCAUUGGUCAUACAGAGGCAAUACAGGUGCCAUCUACUGAGAAAAGAGGCGAGAGAGAACUUUUUGAAGCUACGGCGUAGUGCAACUGCAAUUCAGGCAAUUUACAGAGGAAACCAUACACGCCGUGACAUUGCUAGAAUGAAUUUUGCAGCCACAGUCAUUCAACGGAAGUACUUUACCUACAAACAAAGAAAGCACUUUUUGUCCAUCAGAGCUGCUGUUGAAUUCUGUCAACAACACUAUCGUGCCGUUUUGGUAGCAAGGUGCGAUCGGAGAGAUUAUUUUGCCAAACGCCAAGCUGUUGUUGCAAUCCAAGCAACUUUCAGAGGAAUGCAGGUCCGUCGACAGAUCCGAAGAGAGCAUGAAGCUGCAACAAUCAUUCAGUCCCAUGUGAGAAAGCACAUCCUCAAGUUGCACUUCCAGCGACUUCGGUGGGCAGUCUGUACUGUUCAGCAGCGUUUCAGAGCUAACAAAAUGAUGAAACGAGAGAUGGUAGCACUGCAAGAACAGAAGAGUGCUGCCUUGAUUCUGCAAGCAGCCCAUCGUGGCAUGAAGUCCAGACAGACUUUGAAGCAAAUGCAUCAGGCUGCCACCACUGUUCAGGCAACUUUCAGAGCUCACAGUGCUCGUAAACGGUAUUUAGCCAUGAAAUGCGCUGCCAUUGUCAUUCAGCAAAGGUACCGUGCCACAAAUGUAGCGAAACAGCAGAGAAAACAUUUUCUUGAAAUGUGCCAAGGUGCACUUGUUGUUCAGGCAUGUUAUAGAGGUCUUAAAGUUAGAAGGAAACUACUACAACAGCGUCAAGCAGCUGUCUUGAUUCAGUCUUGUUUUAGGAGACACAAAGAGAUGGUUAAGUACCAGGCCAUGAGGUUGUCAGCUAUUAUUAUUCAGAGCUAUUACAGGUCAAACAUCCAGGCUAGAGCAGAUCGUGAGAGCUAUCUACGUUUAAGAAAGUCAGCCAUUGUCAUUCAAGCAGCUUAUCGGGGACACUCUCUAAGGAUGCAAUUGGCAGAAAAGCAAGAAGCAUCCAUCAUCAUACAGGCUGGUUUCCGGAUGUACCAGCAGAGGUCAGCAUUUAAGAGACAGCUCUGGGCAGCCAGGGUUCUCCAGCAGAGGUUUAGAGCCCUGAAACUUCGAGGCGAGCAGAUGCGUAGAUACCAGCAGGUAAGAAAUGCUGCUGUAUGCCUGCAGAAAUCUUUCAGAGGGAUGAAGGGGAGAGAAUUGGCCAGACGAACCAAGGCCACAAGAACCAUCCAAUCCUACCUAAGGAUGGCUGUCCAACGGCAGCGUUUCUUGAAAGAAAAAGCUGCAGCAAUCACGAUUCAGUCUGCGUACAGAGGCCUUUGCGCCAGAGUUCAGCAUGCCAGGAUGCAAGCAAGCGCAACACUCAUCCAAAAGUGGUACAGAUCAUGUAAACUGGUCCAGAAAGAUCGGAAUGGUUUUGUUGCUCUUAAGCAAGCUACACUUAUCUUGCAAUCUGCAUUGCGUGGAAUGCUAAUGAGGAGGCUUGCAAAGCGAAGGCUGGCUGCAAUCAAGAUUCAGUCUGUUAUGCGCAUGCAUGUACACCGCAAGCACUACGUGACGCUCCGCUCAAGUGUCCUGAAGUUGCAAGCUCAUUACAGAAUGUUUGUGGACCAGAGAAGAUACCGCAGGUUGCAGGCUGCAACUAUUAUUCUCCAAAAGCAUUACAGAGCUCAUAGGGCAACAGUGGAGCAGAGGAGCAUUUAUCUGAAGACACUCCAGCACAUAAAGAUCCUUCAGGCCAGAGUGCGUGGACACAUUGAGUACAGAGGAUUUCAGAGAUUGCGUGCGAGUGCCAUCACAAUUCAGGCACAUUAUCGCGGGAUGAUUGAAAGACGCAGGUUUCAGCAUCUCAAGGAAUCGGUUUUGGUUUUACAGAAGCAUUACAGAGCUUUCCGCCUCUGCCAGAGAGGGCGUGCACAGUUUCUUCAACUGCGAAAAUCAGCUGUUGUGAUACAAACAGCAUUUCGGGCUUAUCAAACAAGACAACAUGCUGUGCGAGCACAGGCUGCCCAGAAAAUACAGGCCUGGUUCCGAGGACGCAUGGCUAGACGAAACUACAUUUUAAAACAAGCUGCUAUUGCAACCAUUAGUCGGUGUAUUCAAGCAAGACGCCAACGUUCAAGUCUAACUAAACAAAUAACAGCUGCUGUGAAGAUACAGUCAGCUUUCCGAGGCUUUAGCCAAAGACGUCGAUAUCACCAACAGAGAGAUGCUGCCAUAAUUCUACAGCGCCGUUUCAGAUUUUUACGGCUGGCCAGAAUUAAAGAAGAAAAUCUAAGACGACGACACUAUGCCGCUGUCUAUCUUCAGGCUUUGUGGCGUGGUUGGCUUGCAAGACAACAGAUGAAAGAAAUGGCUUGUGCUGCAAGACGCCACCGUUUCACAGCUGCGGUUUACCAUCAUCUCUGUGCAAUAAGGAUUCAGAGAGCUGUGCGAGCACACUGGGCUCUUGAAUCCGCCAAGAGGAAGAUCUCUUCGGUCCUAUACAUCCAGCAAUGUUUUAGGGCAAAGCUGCAAAGAAAGAGAUACCUUAAAGACAGAGAAGACAUCAUCAAGACCCAGAGAGCAGUGAGAACUUGGUUACAUCAUCGCAGCAAAGCUGCUGCUACUAUCCAGCACGCAGUUAGGAAGCUCCUUCUGAGACGCCGGAAGGAGAGGCUACAAUGUGGAAUAAUAAAGGCACAGGCACUCUGGAGGGGUCAUCGUUCAAGAAAACAUCAUGACACAAGCAAAGUUAUUUCCAUGAGGCGCCGUCUCAGGGAAGUAAAUCGAGGGGUGAAGGAAGAGGACAAGCUUUGUAACAAGACUACAACAGCACUAAGCUACCUGCUUGGACUUCAAAAUUAUGCUUACAUUCUUGCAGCCUUGAAACAUUUGGAAACUGCCACAAGACUUUCUCCAGAGUGCUGUGAACGUCUUGUUGAAAGCAGAGCAACACACACCAUCUUCACUCUGAUAAGGAGCUGCAACAGAAGUGUGCCUUCAAUGGAGAUCAUCACAUUAUCCAUCCAAGUUCUUCUCAACUUAUCAAAGUACAACAGAACCAUUGAUGCAGUUUAUGAUGUGGACAACUCUGUAGAAACCCUCCUAGAUCUUCUGCAGAUCUACCGGGAGAAGGCUGGAGAUAAGGUUGCAGAAAAAGGUGGCAACAUCUUUACCAAGGCUUGUUUUCUCUUGGUCCUCUUAGUCCAGGAUGAAAGGAGAGCAAUGGAGGUUCGAAACCUUCCAAAGGUUUCAGAUCGCAUUCGCAGCAUCUACCGACUUACACUUCGAAAGUGCAAGAUGGAUGCUGAGAGAAACAAAGUCAAGCAGAAAAUGAACGCCUCUCUCAAUGGAAGCUUCCUCCUCCAAGCCACCCCUCGAAAAUCAAAACCUGUGGCCAGGUUUGCUCCCGACUGGGUUCUACGGCGUGACAAAUUAAAGGACAUCGUGGAUCCUCUUCGUGCCAUUCAGAUGCUGGCAAACGCUCUGGCUAUUGUGCCUUGAAAAUAUUGCAGCAAGGAAAAGUCUGUAUUACCUGUGCCCUGCCAAAGUGUUGCUCAGAAUUGUGCACCCUUGUAAAUAUUAUGUAUUUUUGUAUUGUGAAUAUUUUUAAUGCCGUUUUAUCAAAAUGUUGUGGAUGACUGUUUUAUUGGCGCAUUGGGGUCUGUGCUAAAAGAUGGCACGUUAGCUCUGAGAUUCUGUAAAUACAAGUGCAGUUUGGAAUUGAUUUAUUUUAAAGCGCUGGAAUUGAAUAUUAAAAAGAACCACAGCUUGUUCUUUUUCUUCUGAAAUAACA
Onychostoma macrolepis is the source of this 7222-nucleotide messenger RNA. RefSeq names its product abnormal spindle-like microcephaly-associated protein homolog. Gene Ontology annotation, cellular component: spindle pole. Gene Ontology annotation, biological process: establishment of meiotic spindle localization; spindle organization; mitotic cell cycle. Gene Ontology annotation, molecular function: protein binding. The record is from RefSeq and is a predicted model, not a curated record. NCBI's taxonomy places the organism in Eukaryota, Metazoa, Chordata, Actinopteri, Cypriniformes, Cyprinidae.